AUGAAAUUUGAAUUCUCAUUACCAUCUACUCUUCAAUAUGGUGAUUGUAUAGAAGUCAAUGGGAAAGUUGGUAAAGAGAAAUUUUCAAUGGAUUUAAUAUCUGAUUAUCUAGCCAUUGAUCCAGGUAGUUUUAAUGAUCAAAAUAGAACAGAUGAAUCAGAAUUACCGAUAGUUGAAACUCAACCAUUACAGAUAUCAAUUGAAACUACAGGCAGUUGGGAUAUUAAUGCAAAUUCACCAGAGACAAGUACCACAUCACACGGGAGUUCAGCUAAACGAUUCGGUUUUCGAGUUGAUGAGGAUUUUGUUUGUAGAGUUGUUAUUAAAACAGAGUAUUAUGUGGUUUAUUUGAAUGAUAUGAUGUUAUCCAACUCUGAACAUUUAGUCCCUGUUGGCUCGAUAAAUGGUUUCACAAUUGACGGUGAUUCAAUCAUUACAACUAUACUAUUCGGUGAUUUAAGCGCUAUACAAAAGUACAAUUCAAAACAUAACACAAAACUAAUUCAUUUAAAUACACCAAAAAUUAUUGAAUGUCGUCUAACAUCCGAUGAAGUAUUAGCUACUGUAUUACACAAUGACAAUGAUGAAUAUUCAAAGAUGGAUGAAGAUGGUAACAAGCAUGAAGGUGAUGGUGGUAAGACUGACGAUGACGUGGAGAACUCCAAUAAAAUCAAUAGUGGCGAUGAAGUUGACUUCAAUAACUGUCAGGAAAUUCACUACACUAAGAAAUCAACACUAUUAGAACAGAAUAUUCAACAAGACCAAAAGAAUCAACAGAAAUAUACAGAAGAUAUAAAGUCAAAAACAACGAAUCAACACAACUGGACGUUUGCGAAAACUAACAACAUUCAACAUUUACAAGAUUCAAAUCAUCUGACUAGAGCUUCUUCAUACCAAUUAGUAUUUGAUACAGAUAGUGAUACUAAUGAAGAAGAAAAUGGCGGAAUCGAUGAAGAGAACGGGAUAUCGUCUUCUUUGAAGACAGAUAUCAACUUAAGCCUAUUCAAACAGAUAAGGGCUAAAAGUAUUCAGAAUCUUUUCACUCAGCAUGAAAAUUUAGAGAAUUUGCUUAGAAUUAUUCAAAAACACGAACAAAUUAAUGUCAGUGGUAGUUGUAACGCUGAUACACUAGAUCAAUGUUCAAUGGUUUCAAUAUCAAACAAAUCAUUACCAGAAUAUAGGGAUUCCGCGGAAAUGAUGAAUAGCUCGGGCCAGUUAUCCAGAAAUUACUCUUCAUCACAACAGUUAGAACUAGUCAGAGAAGAGUAUGAACUAAAUGAUAAUAUUGAUGGAAAUAACGGUAGAAUUGACAAAACUCAUAAGAAUAUUAAUUUCAAAGAACAAGAGGCAACAGAACUACACGUUCUUAACGAAAGUAACUCGAAACGAACGUUACAUCCUGUAGAACUCUUGUCUAAUCUCGUAAAGUCAAUAACCGAGUUAACCGAGGAGAAAUCAGAAAUAAGUGAAAACACCGGAAUUGCAUGUGAGAAACAAAUUUUAAAUAUCGAUUGUUUAAAUAACCCACCACCAGAAGAAGAAAGCGCCUCUCCUAAAUCAACAACAUUUAAACAAGUAGAUAGCGCGAUAAUUGAAUCAAAGAUACCUGUACUUCGAAAUGGUCUAUCUAAUACAUUAAAUGAUAAUUCCAAAGACUUUAGAAGCAAGCCUUUCAAAUCAGCUUGUAAAGGUAGAUUCCAAUCGCGUGAAACUCAUUCUUAUCCAGAUUAUUGUAUGCCUUCAAAGUAUACAAAUACAACAAAUAAACAAUCAGUAAUCGAUUCUAGAAUUCCGAAACCACGUUCAAUUUCCAGUGGUGUUGUACAUCAACAAAAUAAACAACUAGUGAACGGUAAGGUCAAUUGUCGUCCUACAUCAAAUUCAAAACCUUCCACUCCUCUCACCUCUCCUAGACACAUAUCAAACAAAACUUCAGUUAAUUCAAUAGUAAAAUCAAAGAUUAAAAAUGGUUUAGGAGAAAACGCUGUCUAUAAAAAUGGAAAUGAUGAAAACCACUCAGUAGUGAAUAAAAAAUCCUCUAGAAAUUCACCUAAAGAUACUACACCAGUUAACGGAUAUAAAUGUGGCAGAGAGAUUAACAAAAGAAGAUCUUUUGAACAGUCUCCAAUCAAAUCUGGAUCAUUGUCCCCAUCAUCUUGUUCAUCGUUGUCAUCAUCAAUGAUUUCAUCACCUUCGCCAACAAAACCAUCAAUAACCUCUGACAGAUUUGAAAGUGAUAAGGCAAAACCAAGAGAAGGACAAACAGCGCCAACAAACUCAACAACAACAAGUCCUUCACUGACAAAUGGACAUUCUAAACCAUUAGAAAACCCGAUAUCAAAUGACAAUCUACAAAAAGUGAUCUUAAAUCAAACGAAAGUAAAUCAACAGUGUAAUUUAAUUAGCCAAUGGAAUGUUACCUCCACUACUAAGUUAAAAGAAAGAGAUCCAAUUACCCUAUCAAAUGGAUUACAUAAUCACCAUAGCAUACCGCUUUCACACCAACCAUUAUGUGAAAAUAAGCAUAUUUUAAACAAUGUAAAUAAUAUCACAUCCAAUAAUCAUAACAGCAAAACAGACAUAUUAAAGAGCGAUGUAAAACAAGACAAAGAAUUGACAAAUGAGCAGUCAGUAUUCAAUGUUCAAUCUAAUAAUUAUACAGAUUGUUUAAAUGAUACUAAAAAGCAAUCGAAUGAAAAUGGCGGUGGGAAGUCCAACCUAACGCCGGAAGUGGAUGGAAUUAAAAAAGAUACAAUGAACUGUUAUGCAAAAAUUACACAGAAUGGUUUUACAAAUGGUAACAAUACUGAUAAUAGUGUCAGUAACCAUGGUGACAUUCAGUUAAAUUUGAAAGAAAAUGAUUAUUUAAAUUCGCUGCCAGAUAACAAAUUACUCUCAACAUCGAUAUCAUUAUCGCCGUCAGCAUCAUCCCAGUCAGCCACAUCCUUAUCAAUGACUAGUCCAUUAGAUACGCUAACCACCUCCAUGACGUCGAUAACAACCGACUCGAUAAAAAAUGGUUUCCAACAUGAAAAGAUGAAAAAUUCUACAAAGUUUAUACAAUCGCCAAAGAAAUGGUUAACGCAUCGUCAAAUAAUCAAUACAAAAGAACAAUGA
Molecule: messenger RNA, 3117 nt
Organism: Trichobilharzia regenti
Lineage: Eukaryota; Metazoa; Platyhelminthes; Trematoda; Strigeidida; Schistosomatidae
Source: the annotation of a GenBank genome assembly